AUUAUUCUUUUCUAGGUUAUUUUAUGUGCUGAGUUGAAAGCGUGCAUUAUCCUGCAAAUAUCGAAGUGACAUUGAAGAUCAGCUGGUUAGAUGUAUUCCUCGGCGUUCUUCUUUCUGCUAUUCACACAAGUGAUAAUAUGUGCAGUGGCUGAAGAGCAUACGAUCUACUGGAAUGUUUCCAAUAAUGAUUUCCGCUCCCCUGAUGUUGAGGAGUCGAACUCGAUCGUUGUUAACAUGGACGACACGUUGCGUGUGAUAUGUCCUGGUCCUGGAGCAGAAAAAAGAUAUCUGAAAAUACAUAAGGUCAGCGCCUUGUCCUAUGCGGACUGUCUUCUGGAAACUCAGAAGACGCUUGUUGUUGUCUGUGAUGGAGGAAGUUCUUCUCAAAAGCCUACUAUUAUUGGAAUCCGUCGGUACAGCCCAUUGCCUUCUGCCGAAUCUUUGCUUUUCGAACCUGGAGAGACAUAUUACUGGAUCUCUACAUCUAGUGGUACAAAAGAAGGUAUAAAUAACGCACAUUAUGGAAUGUGUGCUGCGGAUAAUAUGCGCCUAGUCAUACAUGUACGCCAACAUUCGGAUGUCCCUACUUCCACUAAAAGUAGUCGAUCCGAAAGCAGAGAAAGUCGUCGAAAUCCCCUGCAAGAUUUGGAAAGUAUCAACCCGAAGUUUUCUGCCAUUGCCCAUUCUCUUUCUCAACCGCAACGUCGUGAACAAAAAAUUCCUGAUGGUUUGAAUCAAGAACAAUUACAAAAGGUCGCUGCCUUAGCUCAACAGGGAGCGACCGGCACUUUCACUUUCGACACGCCAGCGGAGCAGGAACGAAAGGAAGCUACGGAUGCUGCCACAAAAAGUGAAAGUUCAUUUUGGGAUUCCAUACCAUUGAUGCAAGAUGUCUUCAGUGGUGCAUCUGACAGUAUACUUCUGGGAGCCAAUCGAAUUGGCAACGAAGAAGGUGCAUUUGUCGUGCACGAGGAUGUAGCACGGUCAUACGAGUAUCAAUCAAACACUACUGGGUCGCUUUCCGCUGGAUCUGUGCUCUGCGUUACUCUGCUUAGCCUACUGUGUAGCAUCAUUUGGUUAUAGCCGACAGCGCUUUCGAGAAGUUUUGUGCCUGAAUUGAGAUGUUUUUUACGCCAUUGGGUUACUGUAUUUGCCGGUUCUUUAACGGGUUUAUUAUCAGAGUAAUCGCCUGAAAGUCAGAUUUGUACACAUAACGAGCGUUUCUUUCCAUUGUUGAUUACAUCGAUGCUAACAAUAACCACCUUCUCGAUUUGUUUCGCUGUGAUUUUGUCGUAGGAGCUUCGCAUUUUGCUGCUCAUUAUUUAAGCAGGCACCCGAUUAGCGCAGUCAUCCUCAUUGUAGAGGAAUUUUGGUCGAUUUCCAUCUCUGUCAGAUUAGUAUUUUUCGAUCAUCGAUUAUUUUUGUAAUUUUGUUGAUAAGAUUGGGUUUAUCACAGAUGUCGUUUUGUUUUUUCUUUGUAUCACUUUGUGCAUGUUGUUGUAGUAAUAAGUCAGAUAAAUACUUUAUUAUCAC
This is a messenger RNA of Cylicocyclus nassatus, 1533 nucleotides long. The record is from the annotation of a GenBank genome assembly. NCBI's taxonomy places the organism in Eukaryota, Metazoa, Nematoda, Chromadorea, Rhabditida, Strongylidae.